Dacryopinax primogenitus is the source of this 2000-nucleotide messenger RNA. RefSeq names its product FAD/NADP-binding domain-containing protein. Lineage: Eukaryota; Fungi; Basidiomycota; Dacrymycetes; Dacrymycetales; Dacrymycetaceae. The record is from RefSeq and is a predicted model, not a curated record. The coding region runs from base 1 to 1737 and encodes 578 amino acids. Gene Ontology annotation, molecular function: N,N-dimethylaniline monooxygenase activity; flavin adenine dinucleotide binding; NADP binding. The transcript is spliced from 10 exons.
AUGCCAGACCCGUCCGAGAUAGUAGGCAUCAUUGGCGCCGGAGCUGCAGGGCUCAUCACUGCGCAUACAUUGGUCAAAGACGGCUUCCCUGUGCAGGUCCUCACACGAGACCGGACACCAGGUGGGGUUUGGGCUGCAGAGCGCAUAUACCCAGGUUUGGAGAUCAACAAUGUCCAUGGAGAGUUCAGAUUCUCCGCUCUGGGUAUGCCACCUCCUAGUACGGGGUCAGGCCGAUUAGGGGGCGAAGACCUGAACGCAUAUAUGAAGGCCUAUGCGCACAAUUUCCUUCACGGAUGCAUCCGAUACGGUGUCGAAGUAGAGGAUGUGAGCGAAAAUCCAGACGGGGAGGGAUAUAUCCUCAGCACCAGAGACCUGAAGAACGGGAAGAAGGAACAAUUGAGGUUCCGGAGAGUCGUCCUCUGUACUGGAGGAUGUAGUGCACCCCAUAUACCUCCUGAGAUCUCUCCAACUGCUGCUAAGAACAUGGGGUUCAAAGGGCCCGUGUUGCACAGCCAAGAGUUCGGAAAGCAGAAGGAGGAUGUCCUCGCUGCAUGCGAGGCUGUUCAAGCAGUCAUCGUAGGAGGGGGCAAGUCAGCCCAAGAUAUCGCCGCCUAUCUUGCGAAUCACGGCACGAAAGUUCUUGUCAUCUUCGAGAGUACAGAUGCGGUCCUCGCGUGUCCCGUCCCCUGGCCAGACUUCAUCCGACGCAGCAGAGUCCUCAGCAUCAUGUCGCCCAGCAGGCAGUUGCCAUCCCUGCUCGAACAGUUCUUGCACAAGACGCGGCUAGGGGCCAAGAUCGUUCAUGGAUUUUGGGCCAUAGUGUCCUUUCUGUCCUUCUUUGCCCUAAGCAUUCCACCCGACUCCCCGCUCCGUCGCUCUCAUUCCAUCUUCUGGUCCAUCCGGACGAAUGAUGAGGGCAUUCCUUCGCCUACCCGAUUCCACAGCCUGGUGAACAAAGGCGCUAUCUCCCUCAUCUCACCUGCGCGGGCGAUCGGGUUCUGCAGCGACCGUCGGUCCGUUCGGCUCGCCGACGGAAGAGCGAUACCGGCGGGGGCGGUGAUUCUAGCAACAGGAUAUGGCCCGAGUUGGGGGGGACUGCUAAGUGUGCAGACAAUGAAGAACGUCGGUCUCGAACGACACCCUCCCACUGUUCCUGAAAUGCAUUUCCAUAAUCUGAACUAUGCUUCGCUCGCUAGUGAAUUCAACCCUACGGAGCCGGGACGGAACCCGCAUGACACAGAGGGACAAUGGGCAUCGGCGUUGUAUAGGGGAAUUGCUCCCGUGCAGAACCUGGCCAAAAGAGACUUCGCAGUCAAUGGAGCCAUUUUCACGACGAACAAUGGGUAUGUAUUCGAAACCGUUGCACACUGGAUCUCUUCCUACUUUUUGGGGGAUCCGCUCCGGCUCCCCCCAACGAUCGACGAGGCGAGGAUGGAGACGGAAAAAAAUGCGGCUUGGAUGAGGAAACGUCACCCGGGUAUGCUUGGGUGGGCCAACGAAAGCUACGCGGCAAGCAUUGCCUUCUGGAACUGGCCACAGGCUAUGGAUGAACUGCUGGAAGAUAUGGACCUCCCGGCGAACCGAAGCGGCGGCCAUUGGCUCACGUGGCCAUUCAGAGUCAUCGACCUGAAAGAGAUUGCAAAUCUGACAGAGGAGCGGUGUGCGAAACGCUCCCUGGACCCUGCUUCGUCGCCUCGUGGCAUGGGCUGUUCUCCCAGCGCUGUGGAAUGUGUCUAGACUGUCGGGGUGCCCUUCACUGCUCUAUUCAGGUGCGAUUGACUAAUUCUCUUCUUCCCGGCGGGCGCUUGCCGGUUCUUGUAAUACCUCACAAGAAGGCGGACCCUGACACCUCUCGGCAUUUGGCCCAAACUGGCCACUUGGUUUCCAGAUGAAACUGCCCUUUGUCUACACAAAUUGUUGUCUCGGCGUGUUCCUGCUGAAUCCUUUGUUUCUUCUCAAUAAUUUCACUCAAUGUUACACCAAAAUUUCACAUUGUCGCU